AUUAGUGCAUUAUAAAGUUCAAACUUUACUGCUAAACUCAGAAAAAAAACAUAAGGUAUGAUUCUUUCGAUUGUAUCUAUUCUUUUUGCUGUAUAUCUGGCCUCCUGUAGCAAGGGAUCUGUUUCUGCAGAAACAACUGCUGUACUUCUAGGAGGUUCCAGUGGUGGUGGGAGAACUGAAUCAUAUCCCUGUGAUGUGGCAAUAGGAGAUAUUGGUCCUCUACAAGGACUACAAGCUGCAGUUCUGAAUGGACAGAUUGUUUACUGCGGGGGAUAUGUUGGUGAAUACCGCAGAAACUGUUUCAAGAAUGAGGGAAUGGACUGGCAAGAGAUUGAAAGUAUGAAUGUGGCUAGAUCAUACUUUACCCUGACUACACUAGGAGACAAGAUACUUGCUGCAGGAGGAUAUGAUUCACAGGAGAGAACUGCUACUGUGGAGGUGUUUGACGGAACCUCCUGGAAGCUUCAACCCUAUGAAUUGACAACUGCAAGAUAUCAACACUGUGCUGUUCCUAUCAGUGAGAGUCAAGUCAUGAUGCUUGGAGGAUAUGAAGGUGCCUGGUUAUCUCUUGUAGAAGUCUACAGUAUUGAAGAGGGAUUCAUUGCAGAGCUUCCAUCAAUGCCAACUGCAAGGUCUGGACUAGGAUGCAGCAUGUUUAAGGGAGAAAUAUGGACAGGUGGAGGAGCCCAUGAUGGAUAUCUAGAUGUUGUAGAAGUAUUUAAUUCUCUUACAAACACCUGGAGGAGUGGCCCUAAGCUGACCAGGGGGAGAUACUACCUUACAAUGGAGGUGCUGGACAACAACUUGGUAGUCUUUGGAGGAGGAUUUGGUACAGACACAUACAGCCUGGAGUUCCUGGAUGGUGAAGCGUGGAGGGAGGAACCUCUUCAAUAUGGACAUUAUAAUCAUGCCUCUGUAUCGAUUCCUUGUAAUUGAUACAGAUGUAGGUUCAUUCUAUUGUAACUUAGAUUAAUAAUUUGAUUCAAAAUGAUUUCUUUUCUAAAAAUAAAUUGGAAUUAAUGCAGCAA
Molecule: messenger RNA, 1028 nt
Organism: Eurytemora carolleeae
Lineage: Eukaryota; Metazoa; Arthropoda; Copepoda; Calanoida; Temoridae
Product: kelch-like protein 12
Exons: 10
Coding region: 58-936 (292 amino acids)
Molecular function (GO): protein binding
Source: RefSeq, a predicted model, not a curated record